Messenger RNA from Hevea brasiliensis (rubber tree), 477 nucleotides. Its product is annotated as polyubiquitin-like. Bases 1 to 477 code for a protein of 158 amino acids. The transcript has a single exon. The record is from RefSeq and is a predicted model, not a curated record. Lineage: Eukaryota; Viridiplantae; Streptophyta; Magnoliopsida; Malpighiales; Euphorbiaceae. Gene Ontology annotation, cellular component: cytosol; nucleoplasm. Gene Ontology annotation, molecular function: ubiquitin binding; proteasome binding; polyubiquitin modification-dependent protein binding. Gene Ontology annotation, biological process: proteasome-mediated ubiquitin-dependent protein catabolic process.
AUGGAAUCUGUUGAAGUAAUGUUAUCUGUCACAAGGACUAAAGAUAAACUAACAAUCGACUUUUUUAUGCCAUCGAGUGCAACUAUUCUUCAUGUGAAAGAAAAGAUUGAAAAAAUUCUCAAAUACAAAGUUGAAUCGCAAGCUCUCUUUUGUAAUGGUAAAACUUUAGAAGAUGAUCAUUCUCUUGAAUUCUAUAAAUUUGGAAAUUUUGCGAGGCUUGACCUUGAUGAGCUUCCCCCACAAAAAAAAUUCUGUAUUUUGGUGAAGUCUCCUAAUAAGGAAACUCUUAUGAAGGUAAAAGCAACAACUACUGUGUCAUAUUUGAAGGACAAAAUUGAGAAAAAAUGGGGUGUUUAUAAGGAUCGCUUGAUUCUAGCACACAAUCAUGAAGCAAUGGAUAAUAAUCUUCCUCUCUCUCGCUAUAAUGUUCAUACACACCCAGUGAUUGAAGUUGUGAUUCAAGAUGAACCACGUUAA